AUGUCUCAGCCCACUAAACGAACUGCAGGCCCCACUAACACGGCAGCUAAGCGAAGAAAAGAAGAUGAUGAUAUCAAUAAGACUCGCUCGACAUUUGAGAUCGAGCUUGAGAAAUUAGGAACAGCAGGGGCAGAUAAAACCAAAUGGGCAAGAGCUCCAUUAGUUCAAGGCUUAGGAACAAAACAACCGAUCUCUCUGCAGGUGUUCGAUUUGGAAACCUAUUAUGAGCCGGGAACAACAACAGUUGACAAAACAAAUGUCAGGCUUUAUGGAAUCACAAGCGAGGGUAAUUCAGUUUGUGCUAUCAUCACUGACUACUUCCCUCACUUUUACUUCCAAGCCCCAGAAGGUUUCUCUGUUGAGCAUCUUGAUAAUGCUCAAAGGGUUUUAAAUGCGCUUGUUGCUAACUCAAUUCGCCGAGGAAAUACUAAUGCUAAAAUGACGAAUGAGGUGGCCGAAAACUUAGUUCAUUUGAAAAUGGUUCAGGGAGAGAGCGUCUAUUAUUAUCGAGGCUCGGAAAAAAAAUAUCCCUUUGUCAAAGUUUCUGGAACUACUAAUGCCCUUAGUAAACUGAAGGCUGAACUGCGCAAUACUAUGCCUAACUUGUCGGGAAGCAAAGCAGUCAAGAUUGAUACAUUGUACGAAGCAAACAUUGACGCUGAAGUCAAAUUUAUGGCUAAAACGGGAAUUGUAGGAUGUGGAUGGGUUGAAAUUCCUGCUGGGAAAGGGAAAAUACUGUCCAACAAAGAGCAUAUAUCUAGAUGCCAAAUGGAAGUAGAAGUUUCUGUAGAUGACAUCAUAGUACAUGAGCCCGAAGGGGUAUGGUCGAAUGUUGCUCCUAUCCGAACACUAUCUUUCGAUAUUGAGUGCAUGGGUCGCAGAGGAGUCUUUCCUGAAGCGAGUGAAGAUCCUGUCAUUCAAAUCGCGAACAUGGUCAAGAUUGAAGGACAAACUGAGCCAUUCAUCAGAAACUGCUUCGUUCUCGGAACAUGUGCCCCAGUUAUCGGUUCAAACAUAAUCCAAUGUGCAACAGAGAGAGAUUUGCUCGAGAAAUGGGCUGAGUUCGUUCGCGAAACUGAUCCGGAUAUUCUAACUGGAUAUAACAUUCUCAACUUCGAUCUCCCUUACAUUUUAGAUCGCGCAAAGGCUUUGAAAUUGCCGAAUGUUGCUUUGCUUGGUAGAUUGAAGGAUAAACCAUCCAGUGUUAGGGAUGCUGCGUUGUCAUCUAAGCAGAUGGGAAGCCGUGUAAACAAGAGUAUUGAUAUCCAUGGCAGAGUUAUCUUUGAUGUUUUACAAGUUGUUCUUAGAGAUUAUAAGUUGCGUAGUUAUACCUUAAACAGUGUUUCUUAUCACUUCUUGGCUGAGCAGAAAGAAGAUGUAGAGCAUAGUGUUAUCCCAGAUUUGCAGAAAGGAGAUGACCAAACUAGGAGACGAUUGGCCAUUUACUGUAUGAAAGAUGCUGCCUUACCUCUUCGUCUUUUGGAUAAGUUGAUGUCUAUAAUUAACUAUAUGGAGAUGGCAAGAGUAACUGGAGUUCCUCUGAAUUAUUUAUUAACAAGAGGACAGCAAAUCAAGAUUCUCUCCAUGAUGUUGCGACAAUGUAAAUCCUUGAACUUCUUCUUACCUGUUAUCGAAUCUGUAGGAAAUGAUGGAGAAGGAUAUGAGGGUGCAACAGUUAUUGAGCCUAUUAGAGGCUUUUAUAAUGAACCAAUCGCCACUUUGGAUUUUGCAUCUCUGUAUCCAUCCAUCAUGAUCGCUCAUAACUUGUGUUAUACUACCCUCAUUAGUAAGCCUGAGGGAGAACAAGGAAAAGAUUACAUCAAAACACCAGCCGGAAACUUCUUCGCAACCAAAGAGAAAAGAGAGGGAUUGCUACCCAGAAUUCUUCAAGAUCUAUUGGCAGCAAGAAAGAAAGCCAAGACUGACAUGAAACAUGAGAAAGAUGAGUUCAAGAAAAUGGUUUUGAACGGUAGACAGCUCGCUCUGAAGAUUUCUGCUAACUCUGUAUACGGAUUCACAGGAGCUACUGUCGGAAAGCUACCCUGCUUAGAGAUUUCUCAAUCUGUCACUGCUUUCGGUAGAGAAAUGAUCGACCUCACUAAGAACGAAGUUGAAAAAAGAUAUACGCAAGGAGCUCUAGACGGUAAAUGUCCAGUCAAUGCACAGGUUGUGUAUGGAGAUACUGAUUCUGUCAUGGUGAAGUUUGGAGUGAAGACUGUGAAGGAAGCUAUGGAGAUUGGUUUACAUGCUGCCACAGAAAUUUCCAAAUGUUUUGUGGCCCCCAUCAAGUUGGAGUUCGAAAAGGUUUAUUUCCCAUAUCUGCUAAUCAAUAAGAAACGAUAUGCUGGAUUAUACUUCACAAAGCCAGAUAAACAUGAUAAAAUGGAUUGUAAGGGAUUAGAGACAGUUCGAAGAGAUAACUGUCCCUUAGUAGCCAAGGUUCUGGGUACUUGUUUGGAAAUGCUCUUGAUCAACAGAGAUUCCGAAGCAGCUCUCGACUUUGCAAAGAAGACUAUCGCCGACCUUCUUUGUAACAAAAUCGAUAUUUCCCUAUUGAUUAUUAGUAAAGAACUUACCAAGUCAGGAGAUAAAUAUCAAGCAAAGCAAGCUCAUGUGGAAUUAGCUGCUCGUAUGCAUAAGAGAGAUCCUGGCUCUGCUCCACGUCUUGGUGAUCGUGUACCUUAUGUAAUUAUUGCUGCUGCUAAGAACGUACCAGCUUAUGAGAAAGCCGAAGACCCUACUUUCGUUCUCCAAAACAAUAUCCCAAUUGACACCAAACAUUAUCUAACUAAUCAACUCGCUAAACCUCUUGCUCGUAUCUUCGAUCCAAUCCUAGGAGACAGAGCAGAGAAGAUCUUGACUGAAGGAGAACAUACUCGUGUCAGAACCGUUGUUCAAAGUAAAGUUGGAGGUUUAGCCGCCUUCACCAAGAAAGCUUCAACAUGUUUAGGAUGCAAAAGUGUGCUCAAGGAUCAGAAGGCUGCUGUUUGUGAUCACUGUAAGCCUAAAGUAGGAGAAAUCUAUGCCAACAGAGUAUUCGCGAUGAAUGCUUUUGAGAAUCAGUUCGCACGCUUGUGGACUGAGUGCCAGAACUGUGCCAAGUCUCUGCACGAGAAAGUCAACUGCUCAUCUCGAGACUGUCCUAUCUACUACAUGAGAGAGAAGGUCAGAAACGAUUUGAAGGAAAGCUACGAAGUUCUCCAACGUUUUGGAGAACCAUCCUGGUAA
Auanema sp. JU1783 is the source of this 3228-nucleotide messenger RNA. The record is from the annotation of a GenBank genome assembly. Lineage: Eukaryota; Metazoa; Nematoda; Chromadorea; Rhabditida; Rhabditidae.